ACUCGAUUUACGCUGCAUUCUGGGUAAUACAGAACGAAUGACGACUCACAGGAACUGGGAAUAUAAAAGAAAACGGGUUUCAUGUGCUGCAGGGCGAGCGGCAUUCCCCAAGUGACUGUAUGCCUGCAACACGCAUUGUUUUGAUGACAUGUAACAUAAACGGCAUUAUUACUUCUCCAGUCACUCGGACGGUAGCUGAACGGACCAACCAUGGCCAACGAAAAUGUGAGCGUGAUCUUCAAAGUGUACUGUCUCACGGUGAUGACACUGGUGGCAGCGACCUACACAGUGGCACUGCGGUACACCAGGACCAUUUCAACUGAGGAGCUUUAUUUCUCCACAACUGCAGUGUGCAUCGCCGAGGUCAUUAAGUUAGUGCUGAGCUUGGGGAUGCUCACAAAGGAAACGGGAAGUCUCGUCAAACUAAAAGCCACCAUACAGGAACACAUCUUCUGCAGCCCUAAAGAACUGCUAAAACUCAGCGUGCCUUCGGUGGUGUAUGCAGUUCAGAAUAAUAUGGCUUUCAUCGCCCUGAGUAAUCUGGAUGCAGCAGUUUAUCAGGUCACCUAUCAGCUGAAGAUCCCGUGCACAGCCUUGUGUACAGUGUUCAUGCUGAACCGCUCUCUCAGCCGGCUGCAAUGGUUUUCCGUCUUUAUGCUCUGUGGAGGCGUUUCACUGGUUCAGUGGAAACCCGCGGAGGCCACUAAAGUUGAGGUUGAACAGAAUCCUAUUAUUGGGUUCAUUGCCAUUGCAGUUGCUGUCCUUUGCUCUGGUUUUGCAGGUGUGUACUUUGAGAAAGUGUUGAAGAGCUCAGAGACAUCCCUGUGGGUGAGAAACAUUCAGAUGUACCUGUCCGGCAUAGUGAUCACCUUGAUCGGUGUUUACAUGACUGAUGGAGAGAGGGUCAUGGAGAAAGGAUUCUUCUUUGGUUACACACCUUGGGUGUGCUUUGUAGUAUUCCUGGCCAGUGUAGGUGGCCUGUACACGUCAGUGGUAGUGAAGUACACAGAUAACAUCAUGAAAGGCUUUUCUGCUGCAGCUGCGAUUGUCCUCUCAAUGGUGGCAUCUGUAAUCUUGUUUGGACUACAAAUAACUAUGACGUUUGCCCUUGGAGCAUUCCUUGUCAUCAUUUCCAUAUACCUGUAUGGACUUCCAAAGCAAGACACAUCCAGAUUAACCCGGAAGGAUACAAAUUUAGAAGACAAACAGAAACUAAUUUCUGUGUGAGGUGCUGACUGACAUCAGACAUUUGUAUGCUGGACCAGGAUGGAGGAAGCCUUUCCUCAUUUGAGGUUAGAGUUGGAUCUGCUUCGUGUCGACGUCAUCAGAUAGAACUGUGAACUGAGUCUCUGAAAUUUUUUUUUUUUUUUUUUUGUUUUAAUCACUUCAGUGUUGUCUCGUUAUGAAGGUAAUUUUACAGCUUUUAUUAGCAGAGAAGUGUGUUUUUUCUGAAUACAGACUAGACCCAAUCCUAUAGACUAGCAUAAUUUUAUUUUGACAAUAUAAGGCUCUGUUUUUAGAAUACAAAUCAACAAUAGUUGCAGCACUGAAAAGAACACUGAUACACACCGAUGGAGUUUUUACAUUUUGUUAACUGGUGUGAUGCCCAGGAUUCUCAUCCCGUUGGCCAGGACUGAGCAUGCUCCGCUGAACAGUCGUAACCUUGCCUGUGGACAUGAGGAGAAUGAAGCCGUUUUCAAGUUGCAAAACUGUUGUAUUAAGUUUGUAUUUUAAAAAAAAAAAAAACCUGCCAAAAUAUGUGAAGCUACUGUGUUGAUCCCUUGAUAAUAAGGUAGCAGCCAAAAGUAGCUUUUUACACUUUAACAUUUGUCAGGCUUACAAUUGCACUGACAAACUUAAGUAUCUGCCACUGAUAUUAGUAAAGACCAUCUAUCUUGUCAUUAUGCUGAUAUCUGUAAGCAGUGCUCCUACUAUUAAACAGAAAUUAUAUUGGCUGACCAAUGUUUUCUACAAGCAAACACAAUGUUUGAUUAGUCAAGAGUCCCGUGAGGGGUAAGGCAUCUUUAACUUUGUCCAAAUUUCUGCUUUGAACCCCACUAAUAAGCACUUCUGUUAUUCAUUUUCAUGUAAUUUUCUUGGUAUAAAUCUCUUGGGUAUUCCUGCCAGAAUGUAGCUAUAAUUAAUUUUGUAGACCUUUUAAAAUCUUGAAAAAUUUCCGAAACAGUUAAAUCAGACAGUAAAUGCCCCUCAACCUGUCACCUCCUCAGUACAAAGCUUGUGGUGCAUGUGACUGUGCUAAUUUGGUGAUUUCAGACAAUGUCCCAACUGGUUUCUCUUAACAUGUUCAUGUGUGAGAAGAAAAGGUUGUUGCGUAAGAAAUUAUAUAACAAUGCAUUAAAAGGCUAUACAAAAAUCCA
Messenger RNA from Oreochromis niloticus (Nile tilapia), 2378 nucleotides. RefSeq names its product solute carrier family 35 member A1 (gene slc35a1). The transcript is spliced from 8 exons. Gene Ontology annotation, cellular component: Golgi membrane. Gene Ontology annotation, biological process: pyrimidine nucleotide-sugar transmembrane transport. Gene Ontology annotation, molecular function: pyrimidine nucleotide-sugar transmembrane transporter activity. NCBI's taxonomy places the organism in Eukaryota, Metazoa, Chordata, Actinopteri, Cichliformes, Cichlidae. Bases 211 to 1227 code for a protein of 338 amino acids. The record is from RefSeq and is a predicted model, not a curated record.